UUUUACAGCCAGAAACACAAGCAACAUGGACCUCUGUCUUCUUUCUGUGUUCUUGCUUCUGCUCACAGGGGCUUGGGGCCAAUAUGGGGACUAUUACCACUCCUAUGGGGGUGAUGAUGACUGGGUCAAUGUGUAUCGGCAGGGCUUCAACUUCCAGUGUCCACAUGGGCAAGUAAUAGUGGCAGUGAGGAGCACUUUCAGCAAAAAAGAAGGCUCCGACCGACUCUGGAACUAUGCCUGCAUGCCUACUCCGCACAACUUGGGAGAGCCAACAGAGUGUUGGUGGGAAGAGAUCAACAGAGCAGGACUAGAAUGGUAUCAAACAUGUUCAAAUAAUGGACUGGUGGCAGGAUUUCAGAGCCAGUAUUUUCCAUCUGUACUUGAUCGGGAGUGGCAAUUUUAUUGCUGUCGCUACAGCCGAAGAUGUCCAUAUUCAUGUUGGUUGACAACAGAACAUCCAGGACACUAUGGUGAAGAUAUGGACAUGAUGCUGUACACUUAUGAUCACUACAUCCGUGGUGCCACCACAACUUUCUCUGGUGUGGAAAGAGAUCGUCAGUGGAAGUUUAUUGUCUGCAGAAUGACAGAUUUUGACUGUCAAUUUGACAACUUCUAGAAGUAUCCAUUCUAUACUGUGUUUUUUUGGGGGGAGCAGGUUGUAUAGAAAAGAGGGUGUAAGGAAAAGAGGGGGGAGGCAUUAUGGUGACUAUGCUCCAGCUCUUUUACAGUGGUAGAGCCUGGAAAACUUACUUUUUUGAAUGAUAGCCCCCAGAAUCCUCCUGCCAAUAUGUGAGAUUCUGGGUGUUGUAGUCCAAAAGUAAUUUUUCUAAGUUCUUUGCAGUAGUCCAAGUCUGUAAUGAAAUGGGCUGGUAAGUACAAUACUGUUCCAUUCUACUCAUCCAUGUGGUUUUUCAUUAGUGAUUAACUAUGUUGCUUCACAGAAUGUCUGCAGAGCAUGUGUGCAGAGUACUUUAGCUUCUCCUGCUUCCUAGCCUAUUUAUGUCCCUGGCAAAUGACACUGCAAGAACAACCUUAGUAGUGUAGUGUGUGUGCCCAGCUUCCUGCUCCCAUGGUAAUGAGGCUCCUACUCUUUCUCUGAUCACUUCCCAUACUCCUGCUUAUAAGUUACAAUACAUAGAUGAGUGUGUGGGAAGCUGUCCAGACAUUAGCUUCCCUAUUUUUUUAAAUCUGUAGCUACUUGACACUGUUUAGAUAAUUUCUGAUAUAAACCUAGGUAAUAUUUCGUCUUUGCUAACUAGCUCAUCUAUGAACACACACAUACAUCUUGAUUUUUUCCAGAGCAUCUUUUGCAUCCAUCACACCCCAUUAUCAAUUUUCAAAAGGGAUUGCAAAAGCAUCUUAAUUUUUGUUUUGCUGAUCUAUAUCAGGGCUACUCAUUUACACACAGACUCUAUCACUGUGUGUGGUCUUCUCAGUACUCCACAGCUAAGAUUACAGAGUAUUACAGAGGUACUGUCAAUGCCACAAUUUAGCAACCCAUGCCAAUAUUUUAACACAUUUGUAUUAUUAUACAAUACAGAUGGCUUGCAGGAAAAAUCAGCUCCUGAUAUUGCCCAUUAACAACACCUCAUGAUGCUUUUUGGAUUGUUUCUGUGUGUAAAAUUGUAGUGAGGUUAAUGAAGUCCUCUUUGAUGGCCUUCUCUAAUCUGGUGGCCUUUGAUGCAGCCUUCUCUAAUCUGGUGUCCUUUAGAAUUAUGGGAUUACAAUUCCCACGAUGCACCAGCCAGUUCAGCACAUUUGGACAGUGCUAGAUUAGGGGAAGUUGCCUUAAUGUCUUCAUUUUGGAAUCAUGUCAGAUUGGUUUUGUAAAUGGGAAGUUUACCAAAUUAGAAAUAUCCAUGUUUUCUCUGUCCUGUCUUGUAAUUGGAGAACUGUAAUAAAUGUAAGAAUACCAGAUUUUUAAAAUUCUACCCGGGAAGGGCAUUUGCAAUUGUACGGCUGAAGCUGUUUAUGUAAAAGUGAUAACAUACUUCUGGCAUUUGCUGUGUAGAACAAAUGAGAGGGAGACUUUACUGAGCAGUGUUUAAAGCUUGACCAUAAACCUGAAGCCAGUGUUUCUAUCAUAGGGGCAAUUUAAAUCUAAAAAGGAGAGAUACUUCAGAAUCAAAAGACAACUGUAUGAAAACAAAAUGUGGACUCCAAAUGCCUGUAUUGGGACAUCUUUAAUUUGUUUAGUAUUUACAAUGCACUUAUCAUAAAUACGUAAAGAAAUAAAGUAAU
Molecule: messenger RNA, 2241 nt
Organism: Sceloporus undulatus (fence lizard)
Lineage: Eukaryota; Metazoa; Chordata; Lepidosauria; Squamata; Phrynosomatidae
Gene: DPT
Product: dermatopontin
Exons: 4
Coding region: 26-616 (196 amino acids)
Biological process (GO): collagen fibril organization
Cellular component (GO): extracellular matrix
Molecular function (GO): extracellular matrix structural constituent
Source: RefSeq, a predicted model, not a curated record